AUGUCUUACGAGAAAGAGAGACAUCAACAUAUGGAGCGCGUCUCUACCGACAACGGACAUGACCUGGACGAGAAACAUGCUGCCGCUAAUGUAGUCGAAGCGCAGCAGGUCGCCUCCCAAUGGGUUGAGAAUACCAUCGAGGAAAAGAAACUUAAGCGCAAGCUUGACUGGCGCAUCCUGCCGUGCUGCUGGGUACUGUAUCUACUGGGGUAUCUUGACCGGGCUAAUAUUGGAAAUGCCAAAACUGGCGGCCUGGAGGAUGAAUUUGGUCUUUCCUCGUCGCAAUACUCUAUCAUUGUGCUCGUCUUUUUCGUCUCGUACCUUGUCUUCGAGGUCCCGGCCAAUAUGAUCUUGACCCGUGUACGACCGAGUGUGUUUCUUCCUGGAUUGGCUCUUGUCUGGGGGACGUUUGCUGCGCUGAUGGGCGCCACGCAUAACUGGGGUCAAUUGGCCGGUAUGCGGUUUCUACUUGGGUUUGCGGAGGCUGGCUUUGCCCCUGGGUGUGCGUUCUUCCUGUCGUCGUGGUAUCGGCGGUAUGAGCUUGCGACGAGAUAUGCUCUUCUGUAUACAUCUGUCCCACUAGCUGGGGCCAUAUCUGGCCUUCUUGCAGGUGUCAUCACCGACCAUAUGGACGGCGUCUCAGGAUUACCAGGCUGGAGAUGGCUCUUCAUCCUCGAAGGUCUCGGCUCCAUCGUCGCCGCAAUAAUCAUCUACUUCCUCAUGCCGGACUACCCAUCAACCAGCAAACGCUUCCUAAACGAGGAGGAGAGAAUGCUGGCGUGCAACAGACUCGCCGUCGACGGUAUCGCCCUAACCCAAGGCAGCGGCGCUGAGCAUAUCCCGCACUGGGAGGCAUUCAAGAUGACCUGCCGCGACUGGAGGGUGUGGGCGCAGUGCUUCCUCUUUGUGCUUGUCACCGGUGCCCAGACGAUGCAGUACUUCAUUCCAACGCUUGUUGAGAGUUUCGGCUGGACGGGGCCUGAUGGGCAGUACCAUACAAUCCCAGCAUACAUGGCCGCCCUCGUUUACGUCGUCGUCUGCUGCUACCUCGCCGACAGAUACAAAGCCAAAUGGCAAUUCAUCUGUGGGUUAUCCGGCGUGGGCUGCAUCCUCUUCAUCGCCGUCGCCACCACAAGCGACAGAACAGCGCAGUACGUGCUCACCAUCUUUGCCUUCGGCACUAUCUACGGCUGCUCCCCGCUGGUGAAAACAUGGGUUUCCGAUGUGAUCCCGCAGCCGGCAGCGAAGCGCGCGAUUGCGAUUGCGCUGAUCAAUGCGAUUGGAAAUGCGAGCUCGAUUUAUUCGUCGUGGUUGUGGCCGGAUGAGGAUGCGCCGCGGUAUAUUGCGGGCUUUGCGACGACGACGAGCUGGUUGGGUGUUCUUUGUAUCUGUGCGGCGGUGUUUGCGUAUUUCUUCCAUAAGUGGCCUGUUAUUAGGGCUGAUCAUGCGGUUGUUAUGGCGGGGGAGUUGAGGGCUAGGAGGGAGAAAGUGACGGUAUAA
Messenger RNA from Aspergillus puulaauensis, 1500 nucleotides. RefSeq lists its product as uncharacterized. The record is from RefSeq and is a predicted model, not a curated record. Bases 1 to 1500 code for a protein of 499 amino acids. Gene Ontology annotation, biological process: transmembrane transport. The transcript is spliced from 5 exons. Gene Ontology annotation, cellular component: membrane. Gene Ontology annotation, molecular function: transmembrane transporter activity. Lineage: Eukaryota; Fungi; Ascomycota; Eurotiomycetes; Eurotiales; Aspergillaceae.